Neltuma alba is the source of this 1789-nucleotide messenger RNA. RefSeq names its product fasciclin-like arabinogalactan protein 1. Gene Ontology annotation, cellular component: plasma membrane. Gene Ontology annotation, biological process: shoot system development; root development. Bases 219 to 1460 code for a protein of 413 amino acids. The record is from RefSeq and is a predicted model, not a curated record. NCBI's taxonomy places the organism in Eukaryota, Viridiplantae, Streptophyta, Magnoliopsida, Fabales, Fabaceae. The transcript has a single exon.
UAUAUGUAUAUAUGAGCAGCUCACUAUAAUGCUUCACUAUAGACUAGAGUGGGUUGAUCCGUAAUAAUCCCCACAUCUAAGCCCUUCUCCAUUGUUCCUCUACUGAACGCUUUGUCCUUGUGGCUGUCUUUUCCUCUCCUCUUGUCUGUACUACUGAGUGCUUCUUCUAAGAAUUUCUUACGGUUUCCCAGUUUCUCUCUCCACCGUGCUCUUCCAAAAUGCAACUCCGGCCGGUGAAUUAUGCCGGGACUCUGCUUGUCGCGGUGUUGCUCUUCGUUUCUGGAAUCACUAGUGACGCGCACAACAUCACGCGCAUUCUGGCCAAGCACCCGGAGUACUCUACUUUUAAUCACUACUUGACCAUCACGCAUCUAGCUCCGGAGAUCAACCGCAAGACUACUAUCACCGUCUGCGCCGUUGAUAAUGCCGCCAUGAACCAGCUGAUUUCUAAACACCUCUCAAUUUACACAAUUAAGAACAUUCUCUCCCUGCAUGUCCUUCUCGAUUACUUUGGCGCUAAGAAGCUCCACCAGAUCACCAACGGCACUGCUUUGGCUGCGACCAUGUUCCAAGCCACGGGAACUGCUCCUGGAUCCGCUGGAUUCGUCAACAUUACGGAUCUCAGAGGCGGAAAGGUCGGAUUCGGAGCUGAGAACAACGGCGGCACUCUCUCUGCGCAUUUUGUUAAAUCUGUGGAGGAGAUUCCGUAUAAUAUCUCCGUAAUUCAGAUUAGUAGCGUCCUUCCGUCCGAUGCCGCGGAAGCGCCUACGCCGGCACCCAGCCAGCAAAAUAUCACGGCCAUUAUGUCCAAGCAUGGAUGUAAAGUUUUUGCCGACACGCUUUUGGCCUCCGAUGCUCAAAAUACCUAUGUGGACAAUUUGGACGGCGGAUUAACGGUGUUCUGUCCGAUGGAUGAUGUGUUCAAGGCGUUCUUACCGAAGUACAAGAACUUGACGGCGGCGGGAAAGACGGCGUUGCUCUUGUAUCACGGCGUUCCGGUCUACCAGUCACUUUCUAUGCUGAAGUCCAACAAUGGACUCCAGAACACGUUGGCUACCGACGGAGCUAAGAAGUACGACUUCACCGUGCAGAACGAUGGCGAACAGGUGACCCUUAAGACCAAGGUUACGACUGCGAAAAUCACCGGUACUCUAAUCGAUGAGCAGCCUCUGGCCAUGUACACAAUCAACAAGGUUUUGCUGCCCCCAGAGCUGUUCAAGGCGGAGGCUCCCGCUCCAUCUCCCGCACCGGCACCCGAGCCUGCUGCGGCCGACGCACCGGCAUCACCGAAGAGUAAGAAGAAGAAGGCAGCACCAGCACCGGAGGAUUCGGAUGCUCCGGCGGAUUCGCCAGAUGACGCUGCUGAUCAGACGGCAGACGACAGUGGCGCCGUCAUAUUUGACGGCGCAAGGUACAUUUCCUUCGUAUUGGCUUUGGUUUGCGGGUUUCUACUAGGGUAAGAUCUGGAAUAUAUCUGACCCCAAAAAGACCGGCAUGUUUGUUUUUAAUUUUUCUCCUUUUGUUAGCUUUAGGGUUUUAUUUAGGAAAUAAAUGAAAAAGCCUCCUUUGAAGAAAAAUAUUUGGCGUCCCUUCUGGAAACCAUGUAACCUCCCCCUCUUUUUUUUUUUUUUUUGUGUGUGUGUUUUUCAUUUAAUUGUUUAUAAUUUGUAAUUUUGGUGGUGAGUGAUCGGGAGAAAAAAUGCCUACAUGGGUGUAUUGUAACCUAAACUUUUUUUUUUUAGUUGUAAUUUAUUGGGUGCCAUUGGUAAUGUGGUUUUAUAUUUGGGCA